CGCUCUCCACUGAUCGGGAAAAAGAUGGCUGACCCACAAAACAUUGGGGUUUUAUUGAACAUCGGAAAAUCGAAGUUAUCAUCGUAGUCGACUAACGACGUUCCAUUUUCUCUAGUAUUUGGAUAGUGGCACGACUCCCGCAAACAUUGAGUGAUUGACUUACGUUAAUUGUGCUUCGAAAGAGGCAAGAACCUCUGGUGAAAAUUCGAGUUUCUACGUGUUGAUUCGUGCAUUCCUCAGGAAAAUAAUGGCUUCGUAGUGAAUGUGAUUACGAAGGCAGAGGACUACGACCUUCGUAUCGAGUGCACAUACGAAUUUCCAGGGUGUGUCGUACAGUGCUGUAAAAGGAGAGAAAAUCGAAAAGUUUUAAGUGGUUAAACACCGCAUAAUCAUUUGUGGAAAAUCGUGUAUCAAAAAUGACGAUUCUUUCGAAGAAGAAAACUAGUGGGACAAAGGACAGACGUGAGGGAGGUAAUGGGUCCGAGGUCGAUGUUCAUGGUGUACAAAGCGAACAUGGGUCAGGUUCCAUUGCUUUACCUAAUAGUCCCUAUCAGGUUCGAGGCGCUAAUGGGUUUGCCGUCGAUCUUCACGCGGUGCAGGGUGAACAUGGCUCUGGCCCAAUUGUCCUCACCAGUACUUCUUAUGAGGGAACUGAUCGACGAGAGGAAAAACACUUUGAAGAUGGAGGAGGUCCCAGUCAUGGAAAACGACAUCGUCAACGAGCUAGUCCACACAGUGCUUGUAUUAGUCGAAGUUCGAGAAACAAACGCGAGAGGGAAAGAGACAGAGGGCGUGAGAGAGAAAGGGAGAGAGAGCGAGAAAGGCAGGCAACGCCACCUACCGCAUCGAGCAGUGGUUUGCAGGGAGGAGAUGGUUCUGUGAUUGGCAAUAAUCGAAUAGCUGGAAAUGCCGAACCAGAACUUUCAAAUGGUUACAAUAGCGGUGACGAAUACACUGGACGAACUGGCAAUAAUCUUACAGCUGCCGAGUGGCAAGAGCGAGACCGGUGGUUCGAAAAACGAAUGCGAAAAGUCGGUUUCAUUGUUAAGAAAAUGGGAGAGGAUGGGGCUUGUUUGUUUCGGGCCGUAGCCGAUCAAGUUUAUGGGGAUCAGGAAAUGCACGGAGUUGUUAGGAAACACUGUAUGGAUUAUAUCGCCGCCAACCAAGAGUUUUUUUCACACUUCGUAGCUGAAGAUUUCACCACAUAUGUAGAUAGAAAACGGCAAGAGUAUGUGCACGGAAACCAUAUAGAAAUGCAAGCCAUGUCCGAAAUGUAUAACCGAAGUGUCGAACUUUUCUGCUACAGUACAGAGCCGAUUAACAUUUUCCACGGAGUUCACAAAUCAGACAACGAGCCUAUUCGGUUGUCCUAUCACAGGGGUAGUCAUUACAAUAGUAUAGUCGAUCCAUACAAAGCGACUAUUGGCGUUGGACUUGGUUUACCAUCUUUCAACCCUGGAUCUGCUGAUCGUGCUCUGGUGUCAGAUGCCGUCCGUCAAAGCGAGGAUUUACAUAUCGAACAGACGAUGCUUGAAGAUAAGAUUAAGGCGACUGACUGGGAAGCGACAAGCGAAGCAAUCGAGGAACAAGUGGCCCGGGAAAGUUACUUGCAAUGGGUACGAGAUAAUGAGAUGAGAAAAGCACGAUCGGCUAGUAGUAGUAGCACUAGUACCCUUUCGAGUGCACAGCAUAGUCAUGCUAUCUUUCAUUCGCACGGCAGCCGUGCACAACAACGAAGUCAUACUUCUUCGCCAACGGCAACUGCAGCCUCUGCAGAUUCUCUACGAAAUUCCCCAAAGGUCGGCGAUUCAGUGCGUUAUAGUAAAAGAUCUCCACAGCACCAAUCACCUCAAAAUACAAGUAUACCUCUUCUUCCAACGGAGUUGAAACCUGCGCCACAAGAGCCUGUACCUGGUAGCAGCAAAGAAUCCCACACUUCUCCUGAUAUUUCCCUCUUUAAUCGUCUGCCACCUGAAGUCUUCGGUUUAACUGACUGGGAAGACAGUGAUAUACUAUCAAAGGUGCUGGCAACGUCGCAACAAGAAUAUCUAGACAGUUUAAAACAAACUUGCACAUCUAGUACUGCAGGAUCUGAAACCAGUGAAAUACUAGAUUCUAACAAUAGUUAAUUAGCAACAAUAAGUUAUCGUUUUUUUUAUAAUUCGGAGAGAUCAAAGCAAAAGAUAUAUUAUACAUUUCUAUAUUGCAAGUGUCCUAUAAACGUCUAAAAUCAAAUCGCCGGCUUGAAGCUGACUGCGAUUUGCUCGUUUUCAUUUAAACAAAAGUUUACGAGAUAUAACUUGGAAUAUAGUUUCUGAGCAGACGUAGACAUUACGUACGGAAAACUGUCCUAAAUAAUUACAUAUACAUAUUAUACAUAAAUAUAUAUAUAUAUAUA
Messenger RNA from Belonocnema kinseyi, 2398 nucleotides. It is a transcript of the gene Duba, whose product is annotated as OTU domain-containing protein 5-A. Gene Ontology annotation, biological process: protein deubiquitination. The transcript is spliced from 12 exons. The record is from RefSeq and is a predicted model, not a curated record. Gene Ontology annotation, molecular function: K63-linked deubiquitinase activity; cysteine-type deubiquitinase activity. Bases 417 to 2129 code for a protein of 570 amino acids. NCBI's taxonomy places the organism in Eukaryota, Metazoa, Arthropoda, Insecta, Hymenoptera, Cynipidae.